CCAUUUGAGUGUUUUCAAGUAUAUAAACCAAUUGCUGAUUCCAGAUUAGGCAUAUUUCACAACAUCUUCUCAAGCAAAUCACAUCACUAUCAAAAUGAAAUUCUUCGUUGCCGUAUUCGCCUUGAUCGCCGUAGUGGCCGCCCAGGAGCUGUAUACCAGCAAGUUCGACAACAUCGAUGUGGACGAAAUCCUCAAAUCGGACCGGCUAUUCAAGAACUACUACCAGUGCCUGAUGGAUGAGGGCCGCUGCACACCGGAAGGAAACGAACUGAAGAAAAUCUUGCCGGAAGCUCUCGAGACGAACUGCGCCAAGUGCAGCGAAAAGCAACGAGAUGGAGCCAUCAGGGCUUUCGGUUAUCUGAGCGAAAACCGCCCAACCGAAUGGAAGACCCUGCGGGAUCGGUACGAUCCCGAGGGUAAAUACAUCGAGCAGUACCGUGCCGAAGCCGAGCAGAACGGAAUCAAAUUCUGAAGAACUGAUUAGUUAACCAUCUAUUUCAAUCCACAUAUGUGUUCUUCGGUCUUAAACACAAACACACAAAUAAUAAUAUACGAUCUGUGAUUUAUUCAGUACAUCCCAACCAAAAUCCGUAAUAAAAACAUUAAAAAUAAUAAUGGGAGCAAAAAUUAUUUUAUAAUCAAUCAUUCACCAGAAGUACUGAAGCAUGACUUUGUUCCACUCGUCAGUACACAAAUCGGACACUGAGAAAUGAUUUACAACUGGAUAAGAAACCGACAUAGAAGAAACGCACAAAACUAAUUCACCUUUGCAGCAAUGAUAACUUGUUCGCAUUUGUAAUUUGUAAAUAUUAAUAAAAUAUCUUUUUCAUAAUCGAUUUACAGAAAAGAUUUCAAAUGUCCGAGAUGAUAGUUUUUAUCGUUAUUAAAUUUCACUGCUCUACACAGGAAAAAAGUAAUUAAAAUUAAAUGACAUGCGAAAUAUUAAAUAAUAUAUAAAUAGUCCACAUUUGAUGAGAUCACAAAUGUCAUGUA
Messenger RNA from Armigeres subalbatus, 993 nucleotides. RefSeq names its product ejaculatory bulb-specific protein 3-like. Bases 95 to 472 code for a protein of 125 amino acids. The record is from RefSeq and is a predicted model, not a curated record. The transcript is spliced from 2 exons. NCBI's taxonomy places the organism in Eukaryota, Metazoa, Arthropoda, Insecta, Diptera, Culicidae.